UGUUCGAAAUUAUUGUUUUUCUCCUUUUCAGCAAUAUCCUGCCAUCAAUGUGAAAACAGUUCAUCUCUUCAUGAAUGCCAAAAAAAACAAGUCGACGUACAUUGCCCCACACCUUUACACUACUGCGCAAAAAUUAAGUAUGAAUCGACAACAAGAGAGGGCAAAAUACAAACGACUUAUCGCAAGGGAUGUCUUACCAAAGAUCUGUGUAAUGUUACCAGUGGAAAGAUUGUAGAUUGCUGCAACGGCGACAAGUGUAAUACAAGUAAGAAGAAAUUAUUUUUUAUUCUACAGAAUAGCAUACUUUUCAAUCUCGCUGCCAGGGACUUCUCGUUUUCAAAAUGGCGGUGGCAUAUUAGAAAACGAGAAGACCCUUGAACGAGGUUUUCACAGUUUGAGUCUUGUUUAAAAAGAGGCUGCCUAGCCGUAAGUAGUGUAGUAGGGAUGUUUAAGGCUUCCAUUUUGCGGGAGAAAUCUCAUUAAGCUGCGGGGAAUACAUUUACGCUAAUAACAGCUUAGACUUUUGUCUUUAUAUCAUGAGUUAAAUGCGUGGUAAUCUCUUUAAGAUAACAUGGAUGCCUUAGGGUGGAUUAACUGGUUUGACAGGUUUUUAGAUUAUUCUUAGGUCAAAGAAUGCCUGGUUUUUGAUUGGGUAACUAAAACCUAAGAAAAGUAUUCAUUGGUUUAUUCAUGUUAUCGAAGGAGUAAGCGCUAACUGGCUUGUGACUUAAUAGAGACCUUCUGGGUAUUGCCCACGCGUGAACCAGCGUCAUUUUGGCGGGAAAACGUGAUAGCUUUCUUCAUUCUACUACGAGUUUUAGCAAGAAUGUCGUAGUGGCGGGAAAAAGUAAUCAAAUAUAAGAGGUUUUAUCAGUUUUGCCAUCGGGAGAGUGCUUAAUCUUCUUCAGUAUAAACAAACGUACUAACUUUUUUAGCGGAGCUCCUUGCGCGUGCGAAGCGCGCGCGAGCGGAGCACCAUAACUAAGAUAAUUUGGUAAACUAGAGAGAAAUUUGGGUUAUGACGUUUGCGUACGUCCGUCCGUACGGACUUUCCGGGUGGUGGAAAGUAGGCCACAUGGACUAUUGGGGUAGGGGAAAUCGCAUGGCGCAACGUCGCGCAAUUAUAUCGCGCAAGUGGUUUUGAAAAAAGAAAUUUCAAAGCAACUUAGCAAAAAGAUUUUUCGACAGAGCUUUUAUAACUUUUUAUUACAACUUACGAAAGCUGUUAUGUCAACAAACAACAGCAGAGAGAUUUUAGCGUGUGGACGACAGGUUUUAAGCAGAGAGCAAAGAGAAGGUGAAGGGCAGAGAGCAAGAGUUAACACGCGUAGAGCAAGCGAAGACGAUCGCCAAACAGAGCGCGUUAGAAGUAGAAUAAGAAGACAAAAUUUUAGCGAAGAAAGUCGGCAAGUAGAAAGAGUCAGAGCGAGAAGAAGGAGAGAAAAUUAUAGUGAAAAACGCCAGAGCUAGAAUGAACAGACAAAGGCAACGCGAAAGAGAAAUACAAAGGCAAAGAGAACGGCAGCAAAGUAAUGACAUGAUGACAGAAAGUGUUGUGUUAAUGUCACUAUGGCCCCGCGCUAUUAACAUUUUGAUUUCAAACUGAUAUUCGGACGCGAAAAUUCAUUUAAAAGUCAUUUUAAAACUACAAGCAGGGAAGACAAAGACUUUUCACUUUUCUCACCAUAGUCACGUGUUGAUCACGCUCUACGACCGUCCAAUUUUUAUGCUCUGAUUGGUCAAAAUUUGACAGGUGACUUUAUGCAGAAAAUUUAUACAGCAUCUUGAACCUUGUUUGCUUUGACAGCUGAAGCUGACAGAGUAUUUUGUCAACUUGUGAUGUUUUUUACUGUCUUUUUCCACUGGAUGCUUAAAAUGAAAUACAGCUGCUAUCAACAGUCUUCUUUGACAAUUCAAUUCAUCUUUAUCUCAUACAACCAUUUUUCCAAAACUUUGUUUAUGGCGACGUAGUUUAUGUUCAAACUUGGCAGGUAUUGACCCUGAAAAACUGUACCGAGCCACCUUAGACUCAGGAUUUUUAGAGACGCUUUAAUACUUAUCUCCGUGAAUGAAAAUUGUUGUCUCUGUAAAUGUUUCACCGAAUUACAUUUCUUUUAUUGAUUGUUAGUAGUCUCUUGCAAUUUUAAUCGCUUUGCCGUUUGUUUUCAGUCGUUCAUAAACAACGCUUGCAGGAGUACUCAAAAUGCCGCGCGUAUCAAACGCUUUUUAAGAUUACACAUCGUUAUAAAACCAUUAAAUAAAUAAAAAAUUAACACAAUAAAUUAUUUAUUAUGUUGAAGCGUAACUCUUUUAAUAUUCACUGAAAAUUUGGCGCUUGUGAUUUUGAAAAUUUUUUGAACGGUUUUGCUAAAAGCCCACGCGUGCUUCGUACGGUUCUGAAUAUUGAAUGAAUGCAAUUUGUCUUGAAAAAUUGUGAAAUACUGCAUUUUGUCUGAGGUCAGUAUGAUAAAAACAGCGCCUCAUAUUUUUGUUUCACCUCAGAUGUGAUGUAUAAAAAGUAUGAAAUGUUGGUUUACAGCCUCCCAGAGUUGUUGGCAAGAUUUUUGUUGAGUAAAAUUGUCGAACGCGAAAAAUUCGGCCUGAGUUGUGUUCCAAGAAUUCGUUUUCCAGGCGUAAUCCUACUGUGAUCAAGAGCCAUUACGGCUCUUAAAUGUGAUGGAAGAUGAUUGCUAUUUUUGGGUGUAUAUGUACGGCUAUCAAUUCGACGUAAGAUUUUUUUUCACUCUAAAAUCACUUAACCCUAGCUUUCCCUAAAAAGUCACAUAUGUGCCCUUAAGUUAACUGAUUUGUGGAUUACAAGUUUAUUGUUUGAUUUAAACUAUAAAUUUAAGAAUGGGAGCUGCCCUUUUAGCCCUGGCUAAAUCUAUAUAUUAGUGAAAAAAAGAGACCCCAGAAAGCUUCAUUUUGAUUUUUUCAUUUUGACGCACAAAAACUUUAAGUUAAAUCCCGUACUCGUACUCCAUCUCGUCCUCAAAUCUUAAGCUCUCUAAGAUCACUGAGUCGUAACGUAAUUAUACAAAUUCAUUUCCUGUCGCUUUCAUUAUCCAUUGAGGAAAACGAAUUGUUCCUGCUCUGGUUCACCGAUUUUUGUCACGAAAAUAGUGCAGAUUAUUGAGGGCGAAAGUAAACUAGCUAUUUCAACCACGAAAUGCAUUUUUUCUUAAUUAUUAGAAUGUAGAAUGUAGUGGUAGUGGUGACGGUGGUGGUGAAGGGAAAACAAUGGAAAUGUGGUGGAGGAGGUUGUGGGAAAAGAAAAAAAUGUAUAGAAGCAGGAAGUGGGGGGAGAAGACUUGGGAUGGAAUACUUUGGGACCAUUAUCCAGAUGAUUGAUCUAAGUAACUCGUAAUGAUGCAUCAGUGAAACCAAUGAAUCCACUUUGGACAAGGAUUCAUCGGUCGCUUUGGUGCACUAUGAUCGGGGUGAUCUCGGGUCACCGAUCCUGAUCCGGAAAAUCCCGAAGGAACGCAACCUUAUGCGGUUACUUUCCUCGCAAUUCUUUGACGAGGCUAAGGCGAAAAAAAAAAAAAACUCUCCGAAAAUUCACUUUUUCUUCAUCUCAGUUAGACAGUGACCCUUUAUAAAAAAUGCAUUUCGUCGCUAUUUUAGACUCAGGUCCGCGGUGCUACGAAUGUACAGAUCCUGUAAAGUUUGAAGAAUGCGCAGUAGGUCAGUGCAUUUUCAACGAUGGGAAGUGUUAUUUCUUUGGAGAGCAACAAGAUCCCUUUAUUUACAAUAAAUAUGGAUGCAUUCAACCACAAUAUUGCAAUAAAAUCGCGGAGGAUGGAAACGUAAUACACUGCUGUGAAGGAAGUUUAUGCAAUAAAGGUUGGUAAAAGAGAAAUACUAUAUUCUUUAGUAUGCCAAUGACGUUUUUUCAAAAAUAAUUUGCGUUUGUCAUUCGCCGCUUUAGAAUCGAGAAGGGACGUGGGCCGAGUUAAGUUUUGCAAAGACUUCUGGGACUAUUACUGGGAUUAGUAACAGUNGCUCUUCCGGUCGUGCAGUGGAUUGGAUUGCAUAACGGAAAUCAAAAGGGAAAAAAGGCCUGCUCGCCCCGGGGGGGGGGGGGAGUGCUCACCAAAGUUUUAUACAGGGAGGCUCGGUCCCAGGGUCCAACCCCUCACCCUUUAAUAUGCCAUUUUUGACAGAAACGAUAGCCCUUUCGUAUACUUGCCAUUGACAAAUGGUAGUACACCUAGUUUACAACUUAAUUAAAAUUACAGCGUCUUGUCAAAGAAAUAUAUCUCUAAGCAUCAUAUCAAACGUUACUAAAAACAAAAAUCAACUUUGAAGAACUGUUAGCGGCUUACAAUUGUAAAGCCGUUUCAGUCUUAUUCAAGUUUGCCAAUCCGUUUCUCCUUUUGUAUUUGCAGUGUUAUCCAUAUCGACAAUUUUUCAUGUUUUUUCAGAUGUUUUGGGCGGUUUAUUUUAUGUUUUACCAAGUCUGGUGAUGGUUCCCACUGUUUGAAUUUUGAUUAAUCUAGUGACACAGCUCCUUUAACUAUUCCUUUCUGAUCAGAUAUUUCAAUCUUUUGUUUUCUAUUUCAUUGCAAAAUUCGGAUCAAUCUGGGUUUCUGGGAAUCUGCCCACCUACCCCUCCCCUAAGCCAUAUCACUCACUUCUCACUUAGGGCAAAAUGUUGGCUUAGGGGAGGGGAAGGUGGGCAGUUUCCCAAAAACCUAAAUUGAUCCCAAAAUUCUACAGUUACCAAACCCAGGAGUAUCACGGUGAUUUACAUAUCUGUUGGUGCUGCCCUCGCUGUGCUGCUGUUGGGUGCUGCUAUUUUCAUCUGGUGCUACCGGAGAAGACGAAAAAAGGAGGUUUAUGGGUUUGUAAAGUUCUUCGUUCUUACCGUCUAAAACAGGAGCCCAUAACCCGGAGCGAGCAACUUCCAUGCGCUUGUGUGACGGCGUUUUCACGGACCAGUUUAUUUUUAGAACGGUUUUGGCACGAAUGUUGGAUAUCUUUUAAAUUUCACAAAACCAGUCAGCAAAACCUACAGACCUGAAAAUGAUAAAUUCUGCCUUUUAAUACAUUUAGUUUUCCUUUUUGAUAUCUUAUACUUCGAAUGCGCUCAUAGAUAUGGUGGAGUUUUUUUUUUUUUCGCGGGAAAAAGUGCCCUAAAAUGUGCCUUAAAAUAAACUGGUCCGUUGAAACGCCGUGACAUAGGCCUAGUAUGGAAGUUGCUCUCUCCGGAUUAUGGGCUCCUGAUAAAACAUGCUAAAAUUUACAUAAUGUAGUACCUUAUUGGUACUUAAUUUCGAGGGUACUUGGAUUCGAGAUUUUGGCGAGACAGUAUUUCGCGGGGUUUUACUUUCGCGAUUUCAAUACGCAACUAUGAGAAAAGGGCAUUAAAUUUCGCGAUUCACCAGUUCUCUACUAUAUAAUAUAAUAGGUGAAGUAUUAAAGAUUUACAGAUAAUAGAUUUAUUCGAAUCUCAGAUCAAGAUGAUAGUUAAGUUCCCUACCGGCAUAUGUGAAAUCUUUACAAAUUAACGUAACGUUUUAUGUUGCGUUUUAUGGAACUUACCUGUAAAACCAGUUAACAAAUUGGGUAUGCGUCGAUACAUAUCCUGCUGCAUAUGUUGGUGUUACUACAAGUUAAUAAUUUAUUUCUGGGAUUUUAGUUCGCGUGUUUAAACUUCGGGAGGAUUUUUAUUCGCGGGUCUUUAAUUUCGCGAUUUUUCUACAAUCGCGAAAAACACGAAAUUUAAAUCUCGUACCCAGAUCUCAAUCUGUCUUACGCUGAACCCUUGGCCGUGGGAAAUCGGGGUACGAGAUUUUCUGAUUGCAAAAGAAAGAGUGUUUUAUUGUCUUCCUUUUUUUUGCAGAUCAUAUCUUUCACAGCGAUCGAUCAAUCCCCUGGACCGGUGGGAAAUUCUUCGCGAGCAAAUAGAAUACGACGGGGAGCUGGGGCGAGGAGCGUUCGGUGUGGUUUACAAAGCAAUGCUUUGGGAAAGAGUUGGAAUAGAGGUGUUUAGCACAGAGAUUUCAAAACGGAAACUGUUAUCCAGCAAGACGGAGCCUCGGGUGGUUGCUGUCAAGGUUUUACUUGGUGAGACUAAAAACGAAAUUAAUGCAUGACCAUACAAAUAAUAAUAAAAAAUGUUUUCAUUUUCUCGUUAUAUUACCAGCUCUAGGCAGGUGUUUCGGAAUUACUACUUAUGCCCAAGAUGCAAGAACCGAGUUACGACAUUUGUAAAGGAAUAACUUUUAUUUUGAAGCCAAAACUCUGGAAUCGGUGCUUAUUACGACGCACAACAUUAUUCGAGUGAUCUGUUAUAUAGAUGAAAAUUUUGAAGCUAGAAAUUUAUUAAACCUGGCAGAAUGGCGGUCGUCGGUCAACAUUCGCGGGUAACAGUCCACUGUUACCCUCUGACCUCAUAGAUUUUGCAAUAUUGCCUGCUGAGAGAUUUUGGCGGGAAACAGUUUCAUUGCUAGAUGUCCUUGACCACGAAGUAAACCAAUGAGAGUGCUCGCUGUUAAAAAAAAUUCCAGCUAUAUAACAAUAUACACAUAAUGUCAGAUCCCGAGGGGAACAGUUAGUUUUUAUUUUCCCGAGAGUCCUGUUUUUUGAGUCAGGAAUCGAGGGAAAACAAAACUAACUGGUUUCCAGAGGGACCUGACAUUAAGUGUUUUGUUAUAUUGCUAGACUGUCACUUCAACAGCGACAAAAGCAUAACUGAUAACCGAAGCGAAUCAAAACAGUCCACUCGGUUCUUAUAAGAACACAAAUUUAAUUCUCAAAACCACUGGAUGAAUGUUUUUCCAAGUACUUUCCUUAUAUUAUCUGCAUCUCCUUCCUCCCCUAGCUGCUGUUUCUCUUUAGGGGUAACUUCGAAAAUCGUUGUUUUUAGCCUGAGGCUUCAUGGUUGUGUUGUGGGCUCUUGUUGUGUGAAAACUAGCAGUGUUUUUCCCGCCUUCUGUCACGCCACUUUCCACCAUGCUUUGAUCACGUGCUGUAAUAUAUCCCGAGCGGAGAACUAUUGCUCAAAUGUAUCACAAUCGGGAUACAUUUGAUUUUUGUCAAGGCCACGUGACCAAGAAUUAACCAAUGGCAAACCCUGUUUAGUUGAGUGAAAGUCUAGAAAUAUAACAAUGGACGUUGUUAACCACGUUGUUAACGUUCGAUGUUGUCGUAAUAAUCGUAAUAAAGCAUAACCACGCGCUUCUUAACAAUCUCUUAGUACACAUGUUGAUACGAAAAAGGCUCGUUUCAUCACAAGAUAAAAAAUCAUUGACACCUCACGUUGUGCAUGACAUGAUCCAUAUGGUUGGGUUCGCCACUUUACAAACGAGAAGGAAACUGGGCCGAGUUAACUUGCGCAAAGACUGCAGGGACUGUUAUUGGGAACAAGGGAAAAAAUGGCCAAUAGCUGACCUGCGCGUGCGCGAAGCCUUUGCAAAAGCUAACUCGGCCCAGUCUCCUCCCCGUUUCUAAAGUGGAAGUCGAAUUUAACAGAAAAAGUACCGUGCCAAUACGUUUUGAUGUGUUUAGAUAAUCCUAGCGCAGCACAGAAAGCAGAAUUCCAGUUUGAGAUCGAGCAGAUGAAGCAGUUGGGUUCACAUCCGAACGUUGUUUCCUUGGUUGGUUGCUGCACGCUUCAGGAUGAAAAGUUCCUGGUGAUAGAGUAUGUUCCUUUUGGGGAUCUGCUGACAUGGUUACGCUGCAGAAGGAACAGGGUGAGAAAAUGAGAAAUUUCUACAAUGUUCUUUGAACUUUGAAAAAAAGGAAAAGGACUCGCCUCGUUAAAAACGAGAAGGAACAUUCCCGGUUUUCCCCUUUUUUUCGAUUGCGAAAUAUUAAGUAUUUUCGCGUUAUUUCCCCCUUAUUUCUCCCUCUUCUGACCCUAUUACAGCACCCGCCUGCCGCCCUUUCCUCUUCCGCUUUCCGUACCCCGCCUGCCUCCUAUUCUCCCGAUCCUGGGUUCGCACCACACUUGUCCUCCUCAAUUUUUAGCUCUGAGUUCUCAUUUCAGAACGCUAUGAUGCAGCUAGAAACUUUAGCUUGGACCCAUUUGUUAAUAACAAGUACGUUUUGCUGCGUGAACAAAAUAUGACGCUAUACUUAGCAUUAGAGGCGAGUUGUUUUCACUUUUUGAUGUUGCUGAAUCUUGUAGAUCUACAAACGCCAAACUUCCAAGAAAAUCUACGACGACAAAGUGGGUUUGAAAGAUGACGGAGACGCCAAAAAUCAGGUAGGGGUAAAAUAAACGCUAUGUUCAAAUGGUCUGAAAAUUGCAAUCAGAAGUUUUAAGCUUAUGUGUAACUAAAUCACAUGCUUUGAUGUCCAAUAAAACGGUUUGAGGACAAUAAAACGGUUUUUGUAUGCGAUAAGCAUGGCUUAGCCUGUAGAGUGUCGAGUCAAUGAGUGGCCUAGACAGACCAUUGGGGCUUAUUAUGUUGACAGUGCCAUAUUAAGUCCAUUUUCGCGAGCAUCUAUUCGUAUCCUACAGUACCAUCAUGUACAUAAUCUAAGAGUAUAAUAGUCACAGCUUAUGACAUAACAUUUUCGAGGAAAUGGAUUGGCCGGGGUACAUUAUCUUGUUCUGAUGUAUCUGUUCAUUAUUAAAAAAUUGGACUUUACAAAACUUAGCUCUGUUAAGGUAAUUAUAUUCUUAAAUCAGGGAGAGCGAAUUCGUCUGAAUAGGUUGACACAAUUGCAUAAAUUUCGACCUGAAACUGAUCUCGUUACUAACAGAAAUUAAAGUGACCUUAGAAGGCCUGGCAUCAAAGCAGUUAAAGAGCUUAUCUAGUUUAGUUCCCAAGCAUGUAACAAAGUUAUCGUAUCAUAUCGUUUUUUCUCUUUGAGGUACAAGAUAAAGAAGAGGAGAAGCAGGUGAGUACGGAAUUCACUCCGUUAUUACAAGAUGACAAUGAGGACAAGAUGGACAAGAUGUUGUGUGAGAAUGUAAGAACGAACGGCUUGACCAUUUUAUAAACUAACCUCAAUUUUGCUGUCAUUUCCUUGAAAGAGUAAAACUUCUCUCAAUGUUUAAUUCAACAGGGGCACCCAACAAGAAUAUAGUUCAAAAUCACUUAAACAUGCAUCAUAUUUUAGUAUUUAAACGGUAGAUAUAGGCAUAUUUUUGUCCCCUAAAAACUUUUCAUCUGUUCGGAAUUCCUAGCUUGAAUCAUAAUUGCGAUUCCGGAUUCCAAAGCCCAGGAUUUCGGAUUUCUCAAGCACAAUUUUCCAAGAUUUCGGGGUCCAUACGCUAAAAAUUCCUCGGAUUCCGAAUUCUGGAAUCCCCAUUUCCUUACAUGCAGCGAACUCUUCCCCUGCAGGAUAAGGUAUUCAAAACUAACAGCGACGAACAGCAAACAGUCCCUUCCGCACCGAUGGAAAAUCAGCACGCCCCCGCCCUGUUAGCCUCAAGGGAAAGUUUGGCCGAAGAUCUCACUGAUGACGAGGUGUCGUUUUCCACCGAUCAAAACAUCUUUUCAUUUGUUCAGGAAAUGGCGAAGGAAAAGGUAAUAAUAGGUAUAUAUAUAUAUUUUUUAAAUAGCUUGGUCUUUUGAGAGCUACACCUCUUUUACUGUCACUGGAACCAGUGGUGGCAUCGCAGAAUUAGAGCUGUUUUCUCAGGCUACUUUUUAAUUUCUUUACGGAUUUUGACUUCACACAGGAAAGCAAGAAUGCUAAGCAACAGGUGGAGCAAGAGCAGACACAAAUGAACAUGGAAAUGACUCCAUUAUUGCAUGAUGACGGUAACGUCAUUAGAGAGGAAGCCCAGAUGACCUCUGAGAAUCUCUUUGAUGUAAACUUUUUUAAAUUCAUUUCAUUUUAUCCUUUAAAAUAUGCGAGAUUACACAACAUUUAGUCCCAUCUUACCGUUUUUAAGACGUUGCUUAUUUAAAAUGCGCGUAGAAAAAACAAACAAACAAAUAAACAAACAUCACACUGCCAUUUUGUUCAUAUAUUCCUUCUUCACAAAGCACUUCUGUAGUCUCUGUAUAUUCUCCCCCGACGAUGUCACCUUAAAGCAAAAAGAGCCACCGCAUAUGCAACUGUCAAAAGGCCACAGCCGCCCAUUUACAUGUUGUAACAAUUAUUCUUUGAAUUUGAGGUGAAUAGUUGGUAAAUAUUUACCGAGCCGCGAAAGCGGCAAGGUAAAUAUUCCCAACGCCACUAUUGACUGAGAUUGAAAAGAAUAAUUGUUUUAGUAUAUACACACGAAGUGAUCUCAACAAAAUCAGAGAGAAAACCAUUAAAAAGUACGAUUUGAUUGACAGAUCAAAUCACGCGUAAGUUUAAAAAUAGAUCUUUGCAGAAUUUUCAAACAUGGGAAUUCACAAGUUUAUUUUGCUGCACGCUUCAGGAUGAAAAGUUCCUGGUGAUAGAGUAUGUUCCUUUUGGGGAUCUGCUGACAUGGUUACGCUGCAGAAGGAACAGGGUGAGAAAAUGAGAAAUUUCUACAAUGUUCUUUGAACUUUGAAAAAAAGGAAAAGGACUCGCCUCGUUAAAAACGAGAAGGAACAUUCCCGGUUUUCCCCUUUUUUUCGAUUGCGAAAUAUUAAGUAUUUUCGCGUUAUUUCCCCCUUAUUUCUCCCUCUUCUGACCCUAUUACAGCACCCGCCUGCCGCCCUUUCCUCUUCCGCUUUCCGUACCCCGCCUGCCUCCUAUUCUCCCGAUCCUGGGUUCGCACCACACUUGUCCUCCUCAAUUUUUAGCUCUGAGUUCUCAUUUCAGAACGCUAUGAUGCAGCUAGAAACUUUAGCUUGGACCCAUUUGUUAAUAACAAGUACGUUUUGCUGCGUGAACAAAAUAUGACGCUAUACUUAGCAUUAGAGGCGAGUUGUUUUCACUUUUUGAUGUUGCUGAAUCUUGUAGAUCUACAAACGCCAAACUUCCAAGAAAAUCUACGACGACAAAGUGGGUUUGAAAGAUGACGGAGACGCCAAAAAUCAGGUAGGGGUAAAAUAAACGCUAUGUUCAAAUGGUCUGAAAAUUGCAAUCAGAAGUUUUAAGCUUAUGUGUAACUAAAUCACAUGCUUUGAUGUCCAAUAAAACGGUUUGAGGACAAUAAAACGGUUUUUGUAUGCGAUAAGCAUGGCUUAGCCUGUAGAGUGUCGAGUCAAUGAGUGGCCUAGACAGACCAUUGGGGCUUAUUAUGUUGACAGUGCCAUAUUAAGUCCAUUUUCGCGAGCAUCUAUUCGUAUCCUACAGUACCAUCAUGUACAUAAUCUAAGAGUAUAAUAGUCACAGCUUAUGACAUAACAUUUUCGAGGAAAUGGAUUGGCCGGGGUACAUUAUCUUGUUCUGAUGUAUCUGUUCAUUAUUAAAAAAUUGGACUUUACAAAACUUAGCUCUGUUAAGGUAAUUAUAUUCUUAAAUCAGGGAGAGCGAAUUCGUCUGAAUAGGUUGACACAAUUGCAUAAAUUUCGACCUGAAACUGAUCUCGUUACUAACAGAAAUUAAAGUGACCUUAGAAGGCCUGGCAUCAAAGCAGUUAAAGAGCUUAUCUAGUUUAGUUCCCAAGCAUGUAACAAAGUUAUCGUAUCAUAUCGUUUUUUCUCUUUGAGGUACAAGAUAAAGAAGAGGAGAAGCAGGUGAGUACGGAAUUCACUCCGUUAUUACAAGAUGACAAUGAGGACAAGAUGGACAAGAUGUUGUGUGAGAAUGUAAGAACGAACGGCUUGACCAUUUUAUAAACUAACCUCAAUUUUGCUGUCAUUUCCUUGAAAGAGUAAAACUUCUCUCAAUGUUUAAUUCAACAGGGGUACCCAACAAGAAUAUAGUUCAAAAUCACUUAAACAUGCAUCAUAUUUUAGUAUUUAAACGGUAGAUAUAGGCAUAUUUUUGUCCCCUAAAAACUUUUCAUCUGUUCGGAAUUCCUAGCUUGAAUCAUAAUUGCGAUUCCGGAUUCCAAAGCCCAGGAUUUCGGAUUUCUCAAGCACAAUUUUCCAAGAUUUCGGGGUCCAUACGCUAAAAAUUCCUCGGAUUCCGAAUUCUGGAAUCCCCAUUUCCUUACAUGCAGCGAACUCUUCCCCUGCAGGAUAAGGUAUUCAAAACUAACAGCGACGAACAGCAAACAGUCCCUUCCGCACCGAUGGAAAAUCAGCACGCCCCCGCCCUGUUAGCCUCAAGGGAAAGUUUGGCCGAAGAUCUCACUGAUGACGAGGUGUCGUUUUUCACCGAUCAAAACAUCUUUUCAUUUGUUCAGGAAAUGGCGAAGGAAAAGGUAAUAAUAGGUAUAUAUAUAUAUUUUUUAAAUAGCUUGGUCUUUUGAGAGCUACACCUCUUUUACUGUCACUGGAACCAGUGGUGGCAUCGCAGAAUUACAGCUGUUUUCUCAGGCUACUUUUUAAUUUGUUUACGGAUUUUGACUUCACACAGGAAAGCAAGAAUGCUAAGCAACAGGUGGAGCAAGAGCAGACACAAAUGAACAUGGAAAUGACUCCAUUAUUGCAUGAUGACGGUAACGUCAUUAGAGAGGAAGCCCAGAUGACCUCUGAGAAUCUCUUUGAUGUAAACUUUUUUAAAUUCAUUUCAUUUUAUCCUUUAAAAUAUGCGAGAUUACACAACAUUUAGUCCCAUCUUACCGUUUUUAAGACGUUGCUUAUUUAAAAUGCGCGUAGAAAAAACAAACAAACAAAUAAACAAACAUCACACUGCCAUUUUGUUCAUAUAUUCCUUCUUCACAAAGCACUUCUGUAGUCUCUGUAUAUUCUCCCCCGACGAUGUCACCUUAAAGCAAAAAGAGCCACCGCAUAUGCAACUGUCAAAAGGCCACAGCCGCCCAUUUACAUGUUGUAACAAUUAUUCUUUGAAUUUGAGGUGAAUAGUUGGUAAAUAUUUACCGAGCCGCGAAAGCGGCAAGGUAAAUAUUCCCAACGCCACUAUUGACUGAGAUUGAAAAGAAUAAUUGUUUUAGUAUAUACACACGAAGUGAUCUCAACAAAAUCAGAGAGAAAACCAUUAAAAAGUACGAUUUGAUUGACAGAUCAAAUCACGCGUAAGUUUAAAAAUAGAUCUUUGCAGAAUUUUCAAACAUGGGAAUUCACAAGUUUAUCAUUUCUCAAACAACAGCGUAAUGGCUUAAAUGGAACCGCUAAAAGUUUGAAUUGUUUCUUUACCUGAUAAGAAAAGUACAGCUAUGUUGUUUUGUGUUGACUCGCCAAGUAUAUAGCCAAAAGGGCUUGUUGUGUCGUUCUUCGCAUGAAGUGCUGACAAAAAUGGCGGCUCGGUUGCUCGGGGUAAGACGUCGUCUUCCUGUAUCAUUCUUUUUCCUGUUUACUUGAAACGUAGAAUUUCUGCAAACAUUUCCUUUUAAAUUUGUUUGUCAUAAAUAGACUUCGAUUUUUGAGCCAAAAUUUUCUUGUUAGAAAACGCUGAGUUCACGAAACGGCUUCUUGUACGCGAAUACAAGGGAGUUGUAAACAAUCCGUCGAGCACAAAACUCAGCUACAGUAAAUUGAAAAACGCCGUAUUAAAUCUUUCCAAGUCUUUUCUUGCCUUAAAAAAAGUCAGCCCUAGGAUUUUGUCGACUUUUAAAAGAUCGUUCUCUAAAAAAAUGGGAAAAACACCGAGCUCACACAUUAUCCACUCGCUAGGAGGUGAACAUUGUUGAAUAGUCCGAGAUAGCGAACCAAUCAGAUUGCUUAAAUCACCAAGAUCACUGAGUGUGUAUAUACUAAUACUUAACAUUCCAUUAAUAGGCCAUUUGCACUAAGAGGCAUGUGACACCGUUUUUAUGAAAAUGAAAGUUAAAUAUGAUUUUGCCUUCGAAAAACGAUUAGUGGGUCAUAUCUUAAACAAAAUAGUGGUGAUUUGGUUUUUCAAACCCGCACCAUUUUCUUAAAAUGAAUAAGUUCAUAAAUGGCCACGUGACCAAAAUGUGAUUUUUAAAAUUAUGAAUUAUCUCUCUCUGAACACAAAUUUUGCACUUAAACUUCAAGGAAAAUGUUGAAAAGAUGAUGUGAUAACGUUUACAGCACAUUUGAGCGUAACUAUGAAACUUUGAACAAGAUAUAAGCAAGAAGUAGUUUUGGCCGCCAUGUUGGAGGGCAAGAGCAUGCCCUCCAACAUGGCGGCCAAUACAAAUCAUACUACUUUGCUGAAAAAUCAAAGUGCCACAAAAUAUCUCCCUUAAAUGCGUUUCCUCUCAAAUUUCGGGUGUAAGAUAAUUUUUGUGUGCUCUAACAAUUUUUGGCAUCAGCAAGAUUCCAACUCAUUGUUUAAAGGAAGCAUUGGUCACGUGACCUCUUAGUGCAAGUGGCCUAUUAUAGUAAUAAACAAGUAUACUAGUUUCCAAUAAUUUUCACGCCGUUAGUUUUUCAGCCGUUGUGUUGUUAACUACAAAAUAAUCUGCUGAUGUUUAUAAUAAACAUUUUUCUCAAUUUCCAUGUCCAUUUGACCCAUCUGAGACAACAAAACAGUCGUCAAAGGCACUAACUCGAGGAGUAAGAUUUUCGCGCGAAGCGCGCGAGCCUCACACGGCUGAGGGGCGUCCUUUCAGACCUUUCAUUCAACCGCACGCGCGCGCUUUCCUGAUCUAUACAUUCUAGACCCUUCUUGACAUGUUUUGCACUAUUUGUGCAUUUAGGAUAAGGGAUUGGAAGAGUUCACUAAAGAACAGUUGAACAUGUCAAACAACCCACCCGUGGAAAGUCAGCACACAGAAUCGAAGCUGCCUUUGGGUGAAAGUCUCGAGGAAGAUCCACAAGACGAGGAGGAAAGCUUUUCUACUCGACAGCUCUUUAAAUUUGCAUGGCAAAUAGCCAGGGGAAUGGUAGCUACUGUAUUUGUUUACAUGUUAUCAUAUUUGACUAGAGAGUUAGCCUUUAAAAAUGGACGCUGAUUUCAAAGGCGAACUGUAUGGGGCAUAUAUAUAUUGAGAAAGUAGAAUUUCCCUACAGGAAUUUACCUGCCCUCAAGAAAAGUACCAAGUUUUCUGAUAAAACCACUCUUGAGCGCAAAACAGCCAAAUCUGGCUAAAUGCCAUAAAAUGAAAUCAGGUGAAAAAAUCAGCAAAAGACGAGUUUUACGAAAUGAGCUUUUCUGCAGUUUUGGUAUCUUGAAAGCAACCACACGAUCUGCCAACACGCUGUUUUACGCCCAUUUCGGUUCCUUGAGCUCUCGGUUUUCUUCCAGAGUAGCCUACCCUCGAUCUUCCCACAUUUUUAUUCAUUUAAAGAUAUUCCCUUGAUGUACUCUCGUGACAUGAAGCCGACUUCGAAAACCUCGAUCGAAACUCAGGUACCUAGGCCUGGGCGUGACUUUUGAAACACUGAAAAUACCAGGGGAACCGAGAAACGGCGGCGAUUGUACGAUGAACAACAACUUAAGAGGACUGAAAAGCAAUUCAACCAUCGUCAUACAAAACGUUAUAGGAAAAAUGCAGCUUGGACGCCAGACUUUUCGUAUUAAAAGUUAUUAACGAAUUUUAAUUCGCUGACCAUAGUUAGUCGAGACGGGUUUCAUUACCAUUCCACUUUAAUAACUAUGGCUCAACUAAAGUCACUUUAAUUAUUUAUUCUACAAAAUUUCAAAAGUCAGGAACAACAAGUUAAAGACAAAACUGAAUAUUUCGAUCGAAUCGCUCGAACUUUAUUAGCAAUGCAAAAAUGCCAGGUUAUGAACCAAAUAGGUUGUCAUGUUCCCCCAAGAGAGGAUAGUACAUGGCCGGGAGGUCCAGUCCCUCGUCCUCAUUCACGGAGGGUUUUCUUUCUUCGAUUGUAAUGGCCUCCUUGACUCGGUAAAAACCUUGAUGGUGCUAUUUUUGUCAGAUAGAACUUUAGCAUUGUAGGGGUUGAUGUGGUGACCGCCGUUGCUCGGCAGUGUUCGAAAACGACAAAAGUUUCACGGGAUUGGUGUUCUUUGAUCCGGGUACAAAGGGAUUUUGGAAGAAUACUUUAUAAGAAUUUUGGCUUGUAUAUUUAAGUGUUGGUGUCUGAACUGACGGCUAACUGGCUGUUGAUCAUGGGCAUAAACUCUUCCUUAAAUUAGUUAUCUGUUAUUAUGUGAUGCUAAAAUUUGAUUUCCCUUUCUCUACCUUUACAACUAGAAUCAUCUUGCCGAAAAAAAUCUUGUUCAUAGAGACCUUGCAGCUCGUAACGUCCUUGUUGGCCAUGACAAUCGGGUGAAAGUGUCUGACUUUGGGUUGAUGCGACAAAUCUAUGAAGAUGUGAAGGGCUCAGAAAAGUCCAAGAAACUUCCCGUCAAAUGGAUGGCUCCAGAAUCGCUUUAUCGAGGCAACUUUACCAUCAAGAGCGAUGUGUGAGUAGAAUAAGACCUUCACUUUAACGCUAGACUAUAUAUCUCAUCGUAUGAGUCUCGUACUGGAUUAAAUUACUUUUAAUAGUCUUUUCCGAACUGACUUUUUUAUCCCCGACGACGUAUACGUAAUUUUUUCGCGGAAUAUCUCUGUAAGUUCUCGAACGCCAUCUCGUUAUGGCAAAGUUUGGGUUCAAAUUUUGCCAACUGAUUUAUAUUAGUAGGAUUUUGCUGGCCUCUGUAAAACUAACCCUUGAAAAGGCAAAGCGUGAAUAUCCUUCCUCAAAAUCUUCUUAGCCUUGACCGUCUGACUAUACCGCUCUGUAACCAUUUUGUUGUUUCUUUCCUAGCUGGUCCUACGGCGUACUUCUGUGGGAAAUGGCCACACUGGGUAUGCAUACUUAGAGAUUUAUUUACUUUCCUGAUUACAAAUGCUUGCUUACUUUUCCUCGUUUCUAAUAAAAAACACUGACUCAUAUAAUUUUUUUGGUCCAGGCCCCAGUUGUUCAUUCCCAGAUUCCGUCUUUUCCAGCUCUCGCGCGUUUGCCUCUUAAUUCCCUCACACGUAACAUGCUCGCACGAAAGACAAUAGGCCGUGUCCAGGUUGCCCUAGACUACGAGUAGUCCCCCAUUUUUCCUCAGGGAUAGUAGAGCGAGUGAAACGCGAGCGCUCGUGAAAAUCACUCCACGCGAGAAAAGGCGACACGCGGCGGGGAGAGAGAAAAAUGAAGCCUUUUCUCGCGUGGGGUGAUUAGGAAAAAUGGGGGACUACUCGUAGUCUAGGGUUUCCCCAACCCACUGUUUCAAAGCGAGGCUAAGUGUGAAGCCACUGAUAUGAAAAUGAGUUUUUUUACUUUCAUGCAAAGGUAACUCAUUAUCACAAGAAAGGUUUUGCACUCGUUUUGAAAGUGAGGGUUUUUGUAACUAGGAAAUGGCCUUUCCUGAGGGACUUUGCAGUCUACGACCUGAACAAAUAACGUGAAAAUGAUUGUCAAACUUACUGCCCAGCUUUUUCUGAAUAACUGAUUUUCUUCUUCUGUUGGAUCCAGGAGGCGUACCAUACCCUACGCUGACCAACACAGAGCUGUAUCGCCUGCUCAGCUCUGGAUACCGAAUGGAAAAACCUGACAUGAGCUCUGAUGAAGUGUAAGUUGAUCGCUCCAGUGAUUUGAGGAUAUGUUAUCAUGCAGAAUUAUAACAAAAUUUUACUUUAAAAAGAGCUUAGUACGACUUUGCCCUUUGAAUACGAACAGUUGGUUCCCAGGGUCAAGAUCUCCUACUCUCCCUACUCGCUCCGGGGCAUGAAAAGGAAACUCGGACCAUGUGAACGAGGCUGUAGAGUCCGGCCACUGAUGGUCACUGAUUAUGUAUACGGCUGGCUCCGCAAGCGAACAAAAUGAAGUAAAUCUUGCGAGAAAGGAAUUGCCCGCGUUCUUUUCAGAAGAAAAACAACCUCCUUCAGUGGCAUUCUUGUGGGACAACACAGACUCCUCUUUUUUUCACGUACAGUUAGUGGUGAUGGGCCUAUUAGCCUUUUCCCGCUUCAAGCCUCCAUUUGCGCGUGCGCCUGAUCAUUUUUUUCUCUAACUGCUGCUGUGGUGCCAAACAAGGUUGUCCAAAAACGCUUAAAUGUACCAUAUAUCCAUUUUUAAGGAUAAUGACCCAAAAACUAAGAAGUGAGUUGACAAAUCAGGAUCUCAGGAUUAGUUCUAUGACAGACUUUUAAAGUGUUUGAAUACAACACCAGUUUAGUUUUCUUCAGCUGCAUAUACUCUAAGAGACCUCUGAAAUGUCUUAAACAACUCAAAUGUGGUUGAUUCUGUGCUGAAAGUUUGUAAAGUUCCCAUCUCUGACCAUUCCUCAUCCAGCCACAGUUUUUAACUCUCAAUUUCCCUUCGAUUACCGCUGACUGGCAUGGGUUGUUUUUUGCAGUACGUCUCUAGGCCUUAUUGCGCCAGGCCGAUGCGUUUCGGGUCAAUUGGUCCGAAAGAUUUUUUCUCGGAUACGUCGCCGAAAUGCAUUGACCGAGACAGGACUGGAAAGACACUGUACAGGGACUAGGCAAGGUUGUUGUAUUUCCUAAACAAAAACAUGACCGCUGAGGAGCUAAUUGGAGAGAAUUAUAAAUCGGUUUGUUUUUAAUUGUCUUCGACAGAUAUGAGUUGAUGACAGAGUGCUGGAAGGAAGACCCAAGAGCUCGACCCAGUUUCUACCAGAUGAUAGAAAAACUGGAGAUCAUCAUGCAAAAGGAUGCACCAUAUUUGGAUGUGAACAAGCAUAAUGAAGACCAUCCAUACUAUAACGUGCCUCCAAAUCUGGAGUAAAUACUAAUGAAGAACGCUACGUAGGACCCGCGGUUUCUAAUUAACCUCAACAUUUUAUUAACUCGUCAACGGAGAUUCCCUUUUUAAAAUGGCCCCCUUAUUAAACUUAACCGUACGGUAAAUAGCGAAAUUAAGCAAUUUAUGAGCUAAGAGUUUGUGUAACAGAAAAAAAAUUAAUGCAAAGUAUUAUGUGAAAAUUUCAACGUUUACUGUUCUGAUCUUAUAGCGAUGAUUAUACAUGAUGUAUGCGUAUGAGUUCUAGUUGCGUUACGUGUUCAAAAUGCCUCCACAUCUGGAGUAACUGCUAAUGAAGAAUGCUACGCAGGGCCGGCGGUUUCUAAUUAACCUGAACAUUUUAUUAACUCGUCAACAGAGAUUCCCUUUUUUAAAUGGCCCCCUGAUUAAACUUAACAGUACGGUAAAUAGCGAAAUUAAGCAAUUUAUGAGCUAAGAGUUUGUGUAACAAAAAAAAAUAAUAAUAAAGCAAAGUAUUAUGUGAAAAUUUCAACGUUUACAGUUCUCAUCUUAUGGCGAUGAUUAUACAUCAUGUAUGCGUAUAAGUUCUAGUUGCGUUACGUGUUCAAAAUGUGAUACUAUAGAAGAAACAGAAAUGUAA
This is a messenger RNA of Porites evermanni, 19173 nucleotides long. The record is from the annotation of a GenBank genome assembly. Lineage: Eukaryota; Metazoa; Cnidaria; Anthozoa; Scleractinia; Poritidae.